GCGCGCGCGCGCGCGGGGAGGCUGGGGGCCAGGGUGGGCGGGUGACGCUCUCCCUUUCCGGGAACUUGCCCGAGAACCCGCCGGCACUCCACCGGGAGGCUCGGGGCAGGCUGGGAGAUGCCUGAGGCUUCCUCCCCAGACUCCGGCCCAGCCCCAAGCUUUGGUGGCCCGCUCGGCUCGGCCGGCGGCCCCGGAGCUGCGGUGGCAGGCCCGUGGACGGAGUAGCAUCUGCUCGGGCACUCCGGCGUCCGUAACGCCCGACUGACCCGGCUCCGCCGCCUACAGAAGGGAGCCCUGGCCCUGUGCAGGGACGCUGUCCGUCCCGAGAGUCCCCGGCCGCAUUUCAUCCUCAGAAUUUUAGUUGGAGCAAUCUGGUGAGAAAAAAAUGAAUUCCUUUGCUGGCCUGACUUCAAAUAACCUCUCUUCGUCAGUCAACAUGACCAGUUCUUUACCUACAACAGUAGCCUAUCAUUUCAAUUCCACCAGUAGUCCUCCAUCGAUGUCAAUAACGAGUCUUUUCCCAGCCUUGUUAGAAUGCUUUGGCAUAAUCCUUUGUGGAUAUGUAGCAGGAAGGGCCCACAUUAUAACAUCAACACAGGCCAAAGGAUUAGGGAAUUUUGUUUCCCAUUUUGCACUUCCAGCUUUACUAUUCAAAAACAUGGUUAUACUUAAUUUUUCCAAUGUAAAUUGGUCCUUCCUUUAUAGUAUCUUAGUUGCUAAAGCUGCUAUAUUUUUUAUCGUGUGUGUGUUAACAUUAUUAGUUGCCCGUCCUGACAGUCGAUUUAGCAAAGCUGGAUUGUUCCCUAUAUUUGCUACACAAAGCAAUGAUUUUGCAUUGGGAUAUCCUAUAGUUGAAGCUUUAUAUCAAACUACUUAUCCAGAAUACCUUGAGUACAUUUAUUUGGUGGCUCCAAUAUCUCUUAUGAUGCUAAACCCUAUAGGAUUUAUCUUCUGUGAAAUCCAAAAAUACAAAGAGAAUCGUGAUACCUCACAAAACAAAGUGAAAAUAGUUGGACUUGGACUUUUGCGUGUGCUGCAGAACCCUAUUGUAUUUAUGGUCUUCAUUGGAAUUGCCUUCAAUCUUAUUCUUGGCCAAAAGGUGCCAGUUUACAUGGAAAAAUUUCUGGAUGGGCUUGGGAGUUCUUUUUCUGGCUCAGCCCUAUUUUAUCUUGGUCUCACAAUGGUGGGACAAAUAAAAAAAUUGAAGAAAUCUGCAUUUGUUGCAAUAAUUCUGCUAAUCACAGCUAAACUCCUGGUGAUGCCACUUCUAUGUAGAGAAAUGGUGGAACUUUUGGACAAGACUGGUGGCUUAGUGAAUCAUACUAGCUUAUCCAAUUAUGCAUUUUUAUAUGGAGUCUUUCCAGUAGCACCAGGAGUGGCUAUCUUUGCAACACAGUUCAACAUGGAAGUAGAGAUUAUAACUUCAGGGAUGGUGAUAAGCACUUUUGUUUCAGCUCCAAUUAUGUAUGUUUCUGCAUGGUUACUAACCAUUCCUUCCAUGGAUCCAAAGCCCAUGGCAUAUGCCAUCCAGAAUGUUAGUUUUGACAUAAGUAUCGUCAGUUUGGUCUCUUUGAUUUGGUCUCUUGCUGUUCUACUUCUGAGUAAGAAAUAUAAACAGCUUCCUCAUAUGCUAACAACUAAUUUACUCAUUGCUCAGUCUAUUGUCUGUGCUGGAAUGAUGAUGUGGAAUUUUGUUAAAGAGAAAAAUUUUGUUGGACAAAUUCUGGUGUUUGUUGUGUUAUAUAGUUCUCUUUAUAGCACCUAUUUAUGGACAGGACUUCUAUCAAUUUCUUUGCUUUUGUUGAAGAAGAAAGAGGCAAUACAGAUUCCUGUAGGGAUUAUUAUUAUAUCUGGAUGGGGCAUUCCUGCACUUCUCGUGGGUGUUCUUUUGAUAGCUGGAAAGCAUAAUGGUGAUAGCAUUGACUCGGCCUUUUUUUAUGGGAAAGAUCAGAUGAUCACCACAGCCGUCACCCUGUUUUGUAGCAUAUUGGUAUCCGGCAUUUCAUUGAUGUGUAUGAACCAGAAUACACAGGAAGGGAAUUAUGAGGGAUUAGAUCACCGUUCUCAGAACAGCAAAGCAGGAGAGGCUGAAAGGACUGCUGUUGAGGAAAGCCCAGUGCCAACAAAUGAACCAGAACCAUUUACAAGUUCUACCCUAGAAAGAAGUUCUUGUUCAUGUUCAGUAGGCAAUGGUGAAUUGUGCCAUUCUGUUGUAAAGCCAAUAGCAAACACCACUGCAGAUGAAACUCUGACUCCUUCCUUGGAGACAGAUGAACAUUGUGUGAGUCAUUGUAAUUCUCAGAGUUGCAUAUUAGCCCAGGAAGAAGAACAGCUUCUACAGAUUGGAGACAAACAACUGGCUAGACAUGUGUUGCUGUGUUUACUACUUAUUGUCGGCUUACUUGCAAAUCUUUCAAGUUGUUUGUGGUGGCUGUUCAACCAGGAACCUGGAAGACUAUAUGUUGAAUUACAAUUUUUUUGUGCUGUAUUUAAUUUUGGACAGGGUUUUAUUUCUUUUGGAAUCUUUGGGUUAGACAAACAUUUUAUCAUUCUGCCUUUCAAAAGAAGAUUUGAAUUCCUAUGGAGUAAUAAAGAAACAGCAGAAAAUAGAUCAUCACCUGUUGCUGAGGAGAUCAGAAUGACCUGUCAACAGUUUGUCCAUUAUCAUCGUGAUCUCUGUGUCCGAAGCAUUGUCAAGGAAAGGAGGUGUGGUGCAAAGACUUCUACUGGAACUUUCUGUGGCUGUGACCUGGUGAACUGGCUAAUUGAAGUUGGCCUUGCCUCUGACCGUGGUGAAGCAGUGAUAUAUGGAGACAGGCUGGUACAAGGAGGAGUUGUACAACACAUUACUAAUGAAUAUGAAUUUCGGGAUGAAUAUUUGUUUUAUCGAUUUCUUCAGGACAGUCCCACAGAAAGUCCUCUAGGCACUAAUUCAGGUACAUCUUCACAGGAUAGACAGGUAGAAAUUGAGCACUCAUCCCCUACCUCACUUUCUCCCCAAAUUUAAAAUAUGUGAAUAUAAGACACUUAAAGAAACUUUAUGAAACAAAAACAAGAACAAUUUUUCCUUAUUAUAUCAUUAUUAUUAGAGAGCUCCUUUUGAAUAUAAUAAUCACCAGUUUAGGCAAAAAUUGUUAUUGAUUGAUUUGCAUGUAAUUAUUUAAUAUAAUUUUAAUAACCAAUAAGCCACUACUCUAAAUUACUGAAUUUUACAGUUGGAUAUUGAGCUGUAAAUGAAUCUCAUGAUUAUGUAUACUUUGCACUUACUAAUUGCACUUGGAGAGACUGAAAAUCAUUUUAUUAAGAUGUCUUCCUAAUACUUAAUUUCUCCACCACUAUCCAAUUUUUUGACAAGUGGUACUCAUUCAAAUCGGGAAUACAAUGAAUUUUUGUUUUUAAAGUACACUUAUUCUUGCUUUUCUAUCAAAAGGUAAGGGAUAAUCUCCACAAAUCUAUAACAGAAGUUAAUAUAUAAGUUUAGUCUUUAACUUUUGUUAUGCACAUUAUGAUUAGAAUACUUUAACUUACAAGACACCAACAAAAUUACUACUAUAAUUGUUGAGGUAUACAUAUAUACAUGUAUACAUAUACAUAUGUGAAUAUAUAUGUAUACAUUUAUAAUUUUUGCACAUCCCGGCUUAGAAAAUUUUUGCACAUCUCAUCUGAAGCACUAUUUAGAUAAAUUAAGAUGGGAAAGAAGUGGUUCUUGUCAACAAUCAUUUAUCAUGUGGCUCUUACUUGUCAUGCACCUUGCCAAGCACUGGGGAUACAAAGAUACAAAUGAAAGCCUUUUAUGUAUUUCAAACUAUUUUUGAAGCCAAAUCUAAUAUGCUGCUAUAAAUUUUAGAAUUUAAUUUUUGGCAUACUGAUUCCUAAGCACCUACAAAUGUAUGUAGUUAUAAAAUAUUAUUCUUGUUUUGAAAUUGGUGGGGAAAAGAUGGAGAAAAGGAUGAUCAUGUUAUCUGAGUCACUCAGUGUUUAGUGUGCUUUAUUUCCUAAGUUUUAACAGUCACUUUUUUAAACUGUCUAGAAAAUAUGCCCAAGUUGUCUUACUUUUUUAAGCCCAAUUUAACAACAAACUCUUACAUUAAAUAUUUGGCCCCCUACUGAUUUAACUUAAAAUAUUUAGUUUCUUUGUACUUAGCUUCUAACUUCCAUAUGAAAGAGACGGAGAGUUUUUUCUAUUGUCUACUUGGAUGUUGUUUUUUUUUUAAGUGAAUAGGACAUAUUUUACUACCCUUUUAAAUCUGUAUGUUUAAAAAAAAUUUAGGAAAACCCUAGUGUUAGUUUAAUGAGUAAAUCUAAAUACUUUGGAUGACAUUUGUUUUAAAUUAACAUUUUGAGGGUGGAGCAGUUUUAUCAAUUAAGAGUCAUCUUGACAAGGAAAUGUCUAGUUUUUUUAUAUUCUAAUUGUGACUGUCUUAAUGCUCUGGAAUUUAGACUAAUUUUAAGCUUAAAAUAUAACUUAUGCCAGGAAGAACUGAUUUACAAUUGCAAUAUUUGAGGUGCAAACUCAAAUGCAUGUAUCUCAAAUUUAAAUUAAGAAUCAACUGUUUUAUCUUUGCACAUAUGUACAUUCUCUGAAACAAAGGGAAGCAGAAAACUGCAUCUUUUAGCACAUAAAGUACUGACAGAAAACUGUUCAUCAUUGUGAUCCUUCAAGUUUGGCUAGCAGUACUUUUGUUAUAUUAAAUAUUUUUAGAAUUAAGGAUGUCAGUUUUAUCAAAUGAAAAUAUCUUUGUACCUGUGACCUCAAUAAUGUAGCAAGUUUCUCAAUAAAAUAGCUCUUCUAAUUU
This is a messenger RNA of Sarcophilus harrisii (Tasmanian devil), 4796 nucleotides long. It is a transcript of the gene GPR155, whose product is annotated as G protein-coupled receptor 155. The transcript is spliced from 17 exons. Bases 386 to 3007 code for a protein of 873 amino acids. Gene Ontology annotation, biological process: transmembrane transport; intracellular signal transduction. Lineage: Eukaryota; Metazoa; Chordata; Mammalia; Dasyuromorphia; Dasyuridae. Gene Ontology annotation, cellular component: membrane. The record is from RefSeq and is a predicted model, not a curated record.